This is a messenger RNA of Guillardia theta CCMP2712, 801 nucleotides long. RefSeq lists its product as hypothetical. Bases 53 to 742 code for a protein of 229 amino acids. NCBI's taxonomy places the organism in Eukaryota, Cryptophyceae, Pyrenomonadales, Geminigeraceae. The record is from RefSeq and is a predicted model, not a curated record. The transcript is spliced from 6 exons.
GCAAGAAAUGCCCUGGCAAACCGAGUUGAGGAAAUGUAGACAAGAGUUGAAGAUGCAGCGAGAGACGAUAUCCGACCUGCGGAAGCAGAACAGGGCCCUUUCCCUUGAGCUGAGUGAAAUGCACAUGAAGUUCGAUACCUUGACCGCCAAUUCAAGAUACGCCGAUAUGCAUACUCACUACUUGCAGCUGGAGAAAGAUGCAGGUUUCGACUUGCACUGCCUGUACUCCCCCGAUCAUUCUGAUCGUCUUGAAAUCUCAGCGCACAAGGAUCUUGAGAUUUGCUCUGAUGAAAUUCAUCGUCUUCGUGAGAGACUCUGCAACGAGAUCUCUGCGAACUGCAGUCUACGACAACAGCUCAGCGAGUCGAUGGACUCAGAGAGGAGCGCUGGUUGGACUCCUGACGCUCGAGCUUCUUCCUCGACCUCACUGCCUGCUCCUGCAGCUGAGAAUGCGAGGGAGAGCUCCGAAAGCUACUUGGAGCAUGUGAAACGUCAGAACGGCUGGCUCAAAGAUGCGCUGAAGCGAGCGAUGGAUCGCGCACAGCUGACUGUGGUAGAGGGAGCAGACCUGGACGACAGCAUGAGCAGUGAGAUGUCAAGGCGGGCAGGGCGUACUUGCUCUUCCUCCUUUGAUCGUUCCUACACCUCGCCCAAGUCCUCGCGUUCAGGAAGGCCGAAGAGGAGUACAGAUGAAACGAGGAGAUUUACUUACUCUCCUUUAAUGAUGAAAAUUUACAAGUGAGCAGCAUGUAGACGUGAAUCGCAUGCUGGUUGUUAUAGAGUUGAAAAAUUGCGCAUGUG